This is a messenger RNA of Ictalurus punctatus (channel catfish), 1372 nucleotides long. Its product is annotated as 4-galactosyl-N-acetylglucosaminide 3-alpha-L-fucosyltransferase 9. Lineage: Eukaryota; Metazoa; Chordata; Actinopteri; Siluriformes; Ictaluridae. Bases 135 to 1232 code for a protein of 365 amino acids. The record is from RefSeq and is a predicted model, not a curated record. The transcript is spliced from 2 exons. Gene Ontology annotation, molecular function: alpha-(1->3)-fucosyltransferase activity. Gene Ontology annotation, cellular component: membrane.
CCCAGCCAGAAGAUUAGCACUGGACAGGACCUCGGAUUCUCCGGAUUCUCCAGCUCCAUCAGCUCCAUCAUCUCCGUCCACGGUUUCUACACCCGGCAACGCCAUUGUGUCUCCAAACUGUCUGUCCAGGAACGAUGCCGACCAAAUCCGGGUGUAACUUGUGGCGUUCUGCUGUGUGGUUCGCGGCCUUCCUGGCGUCCGCCUCCCUCGUCGGUUUGCUCUACUACACCCCUUCCUUUCGAUGUCUGACCCAAGAACUUGAAGAACCCAUCGUGAACCCUGCACACCGCCCUGUCGUGGUGCUCAUCUGGCUCUGGCCCUUUAACAAGACCUUUGACCUCGACGUCUGCGGCUCCCACUUCGACGUUCACAGCUGUGUCUUAACAGCCGACCGGUAUUACAUCGAUAAAGCCGACGGCAUCCUGAUCCACCACCGGGACAUCGCUUGGGAUGCGUCGAAUCUCCCGCAGUUCCUUCGGCCGCCCCACCAGAAGUGGAUCUGGAUGAAUUCCGAGUCGCCGUCCAACACGGCCUGGAUCCCCGGCCUCGACAACCUGUUCAACGUCUCGCUGAGCUACCGCAAAGACGCCGACGUCAGCGUGCCUUACGGCUCUCUGGUUCCGGUCGACCGCAGGUUUGACGACUUUCUUGACGUGGUACCUUCUGAAAAGGACAAGCUAGUCUGCUGGAUCGUUAGCAACUACAAGCCAGAGCACAGGAGGAUGCAGUACUACGAGCAGCUGCGCAAGUACGUCCGGAUUCACGUCUACGGCGACUUCUUCGAGAAGCGCGUUUCCGAGGAGGAGUACAAAGACAUCAUCUCGAGCUGCAAGUUCUACCUGUCCUUCGAGAACUCCGUGCACAAGGACUACAUCACGGAGAAACUGUUCAACGCUCUGGAUCUGGGCGCCGUCCCCGUCGUCUUCGGCCCGUCCAGGCAGAACUACGAGCGGUUUGUCCCCGGCGACGCCUUCAUCCACGUGGACGACUUCCCUUCCAUGAGGGCUCUGGCUAAGCACCUCUUCCUUUUGCACCGAAACGAAGCCUUGUAUCUCGGGUACUUCAGGUGGAGGAGACGUUUCCGAGUAAAGACGUCUUCCUUCCCGGUGGAAAACGUGUGCCAGGCUUGCGAGUACAUCCGAUGGAACAGGCAGUACCAGGUGCUUACGAAUCUGUAUCGGUGGUACUGGGGUACGAACGAAGGACUUGACCUGCCACCGUCCAUCUACUAACCUGAACACGCCUUUUCAGUGCCUUGAGACUUUAUUUUCUUCUUUUUUGUUCUUCCUCUAAUCCCUGCCUCGGUCAGAUUAUUCAGGUACUUCAUCAAUUUGAAUUUCAUCCGGCGUGUGUAUGUUUUAUGAUUGAAUGC